Molecule: messenger RNA, 2023 nt
Organism: Euleptes europaea (tarantolino)
Lineage: Eukaryota; Metazoa; Chordata; Lepidosauria; Squamata; Sphaerodactylidae
Gene: COMP
Product: cartilage oligomeric matrix protein
Exons: 16
Coding region: 17-2023 (668 amino acids)
Biological process (GO): cell adhesion
Cellular component (GO): extracellular region
Molecular function (GO): calcium ion binding
Source: RefSeq, a predicted model, not a curated record
CGACGUUUCACCCCAGAUGCUGUCGGAGAUGAGAGAAACGAACCAGGUGCUGAGAGAAAUCACAGAGCUCCUGAAACAGCAGAUCAAGGAAAUCACAUUCUUGAAGAACACCGUGAUGGAGUGUGACGCUUGCGGGAUGAACACGGGAGCGAUCGGCCCCGGGAUUAGCAUGACGGCGUUUAACAGGUGUUACCCGAAUCCUUGCUUCCCCGGGGUCACCUGCACAGACACCCCCACCGGCUUCCGCUGCGGAUCCUGCCCCCUGGGCUACACCGGCAACGGGACUCACUGCAUUGAUAUAGAUGAGUGCGCUGCCAAUCCCUGCUUCCCCAGAGUCCAGUGCAUCAAUACGGCCCCUGGUUUCCGCUGUGAGCCCUGCCCUCCGGGGUAUACAGGGCCAGUGCUGGAAGGAAUGGGUUUGGCAUACGCCAGGGCCAACAAACAGGUAUGCAACGACAUCAAUGAAUGUGAGAUGGGCCUCGCCAGAGCCUGCGUCCCCAACUCCAUCUGCAUCAACACCCGGGGUUCCUAUAAGUGUGGGUCGUGCAAAGCCGGCUUCGCGGGGGACCAGACUGUGGGCUGCCGGAGCAAGACGGAGAGACGGUGCCCCAACGGAGAGCUGAGUCCAUGCCACGAGAGAGCGGAAUGCGUCAUUGAGCGUGACGGAAGGCCGGGCUGCCGGUGCAUUGUGGGAUGGGCUGGAAACGGCUAUAUUUGCGGGAGAGACACGGACAUCGAUGGGUUUCCUGAUGAGAAGCUACGUUGCAGCGAUAAGAAAUGCCGCAAGGACAACUGCGUCACUGUUCCAAACUCUGGGCAAGAGGAUGCAGACAGAGACGGCAUUGGAGACGCUUGCGAUGAUGACGCGGACGGGGACGGGAUUCUGAACACCGAGGACAACUGCGUGUUCGUGCGCAACACGGACCAGCGCAACACGGACCAGGACAAUUACGGGGACGCCUGCGACAACUGCCCCCACGUGAAGAACAACGACCAGCGGGACAGCGACAGAGACGGCCGGGGAGACCUGUGUGACGAUGACAUGGACGGGGACAAUGUUAAAAACAUUAUGGACAACUGUGUCAGGAUUCCCAAUCCAGACCAGAGAGAUACCGACGGGGACGGUGUGGGAGAUGUCUGUGAUAGCUGCCCCUCGAUCUAUAAUCCAGACCAGAAAGAUACUGACCACGAUCUUGUCGGGGACCCUUGUGACACCAAUCAGGAUCGCGACGGAGACGGUCAUCAGGACUCCAGGGACAACUGCCCCUCCGUGCCCAACAGCUCCCAACUGGACACCGACCGGGAUGGGAUCGGCGACGAAUGUGACGAUGACGACGAUAACGAUGGCAUCCCGGACCGGAGGCCGCCGGGCCCUGACAACUGCCGCCUGGUCCCCAAUCCCGGGCAGGAAGACACAAACAGAGACGGCAUCGGGAACGCCUGCGAGGAUGACUUCGACAAGGACCUGGUGGUCGACCACAUUGACGUCUGCCCCGAGAACGCCGAAGUGACGUUGACUGACUUCCGGGCCUACCAGACGGUGGUGCUGGACCCCGAGGGCGACGCGCAAAUCGACCCUAACUGGAUUGUCCUCAACCAGGGUAUGGAAAUCGUCCAGACCAUGAACAGUGAUCCAGGCCUGGCUGUGGGCUACACUGCAUUCAACGGGGUGGACUUUGAGGGCACUUUUCACGUGAACACGGCCACCGACGACGACUACGCUGGCUUUAUCUUCGGCUACCAGGACAGCUCCAGCUUCUACGUGGUCAUGUGGAAGCAGAUGGAACAGACGUACUGGCAAGCCAACCCCUUCCGAGCGGUGGCCGAACCCGGCAUCCAGCUCAAGGCAGUGAAGUCGAAAACAGGGCCGGGAGAAUACCUGCGCAAUUCGCUCUGGCACACGGGAGACACCACCGACCAAGUCAAGCUGCUGUGGAAAGACCCCCGCAACGUUGGCUGGAAAGACAAGACCUCCUACCGCUGGUUCCUGCAGCAUCGGCCCCAGGUGGGCUACAUCCGGUAA